AUGGGAAUAGAUAAUUUACUCAAUUUUAUAAAGCCUGCUUUAGUUGAAAGAUGUAUAACAUAUUAUCGUGGUAAAACAGCAGCAGUAGAUGCAAUGUCAUGGCUAUAUAGAGGAUGUUAUUCUUGUGCAUAUGAUUUAAAUCAAGACAUUUAAACAAAUGAUUUUCUUUAUUAUGUUUAAAAAAUGGUAAAUAAAAAUAUCAUUAGUCAUAGUUAAUAAUGUUAAGAGAAUAUGAAAUAACACCAAUUUUAGUAUUUGAUGGUCGUAGUUUAAGAGCAAAACAAAAAACUGAAUAAAUGCGUAAAUAAAUAAAAUAGCAAAAUUUAAUAAAAGGUAAAGAAUUAUUACAAAAUGGAAAUACAGAAGAGGCAAAAAAAUAUUUUCAAAGAUGUCUAAAAAUAAGAAAGAAAAUGAUGUAUACAACAUUUGAUGUAUUAAGAGAAUUAGAUGUAAAAUUUAUUAUAGCACCAUAUGAGGCUGAUGCUUAAUUAGCUCAUUUAAGUUUAAGUGGAUAAUGUGAUUUUGUCAUAACUGAAGAUGUAUAUAAAUUUUUAUUAUAAAUUUUAGAGUGAUUUAAUAUGUUAUCAAUGUCCUUUAAUUGUGUUUAAAUUAUAAAGCAAUGGUGCAUGUUAUGAAUUAGAAUUAUCAAAACUUAAAGAAUCUCGACCAAAUAGAGCUCAUAUUAAAAAUGAAGAUGUUAGAUAAUUUUUAGCAUUCAAAUCUGAAUAAAUGAUUGAUACAUGUAUUAUGAGUGGAUGUGAUUAUGUUCCAUCUAUUAGAGGUAUGGGAAUUAGAAAAGCUAUUAAUUUUAUAUCCAAAUAUGAAAAUAUUACUAAUGCUAUAGCCAAAAUUAAAAAAAUCAAAUAAUUCACUGAUAAAAUACCUUAAGAGUAUGAAAAAAUAAUUAAAGCAACCAGAUUGAUUUUUCAAUUUCAAACUGUUUAUUGUCCAAUUACCAAAAAAUGGAUUUAACUUAACUAAGAUAAAUAUUAAGACUUUAUUUUAUAACUUAAUGAAAAUGAUUUCUUACCUUUCGACUAAAUUCAAUAAUUAAUUGGAGAUAAAAUUCAAGAAGAUUUAUAAUAAUAAUUUUGUAAUGGAGAAUUAGAUAUUAAAACUUUGGUUUUUAGAGAAAGAGUUAAAAUCAAUUUUGAUUAAUUAUUCAAAAGAAUUGAAAGAAGAUUAGAAAAUUCUAAAUAACAAAUUAUAGAUAUUGAAACUAAACAAAGAGUGUCUUAAUUUCUAUCUACAUAAGAUAUUGAUAAUCUACCAGAAUUUAUAGAAAAACCUGCCAAUAUUUUAAAAGAAUAAUAAUUUGUACCACCUAAACGUACUUAAGUUUAAAAAGAUGAAAUUAAUAUAUUUUAAUUAUGCGAAGAAAUAUUUGAUCAAUAAGAAAAUAAUACUUAAAAGAAUUAAUAAGAUGUUGAUGAUUUAGAUAUUAUACAACAAUCUAUUGAUGAUGAUUAAGAUUAAUUUAAAACAAACUAAAAAUAAUAGUAAACUAUUGAUGAAUCAGAUUCUAAUUAGAGUUCAUCUGAAUUACAUAAUCCCUUUUCAAUAAAAUCAAAAAUAACAAACACAUAAUGCUUAAGUCAAGUAUAUAUAUUAAAGUUAUUAUUAUUAUUUUAGAUUAAAUGCAAACCUAUAUAAGAGCAAUCUACUCAAAAAAAAUAAUCAGUUAAAUCUGUAGAAAAAGUACUCAAAUAAACUUAAUCAACUAUAUUUAGUUUUGUGAAAAAGUGA
Molecule: messenger RNA, 1746 nt
Organism: Paramecium sonneborni
Lineage: Eukaryota; Ciliophora; Oligohymenophorea; Peniculida; Parameciidae
Source: the annotation of a GenBank genome assembly